This is a messenger RNA of Hippocampus comes (tiger tail seahorse), 327 nucleotides long. Its product is annotated as unconventional myosin-Vb-like. Gene Ontology annotation, cellular component: membrane; myosin complex; cytoplasm. Bases 1 to 312 code for a protein of 103 amino acids. The transcript is spliced from 2 exons. NCBI's taxonomy places the organism in Eukaryota, Metazoa, Chordata, Actinopteri, Syngnathiformes, Syngnathidae. Gene Ontology annotation, biological process: actin filament organization. The record is from RefSeq and is a predicted model, not a curated record. Gene Ontology annotation, molecular function: actin filament binding; microfilament motor activity; ATP binding.
AUGCGUGUCCAGCACGUCUUCAAAUUGGAGCAGGAGGAGUACAUGAAAGAACAGAUCCCAUGGACCCUCAUCGAUUUCCACGACAACCAGCCGUGCAUCGACCUGAUCGAGGCGCGACUGGGCGUGCUCGACCUUCUGGACGAGGAGUGCAAAGUCCCCAAAGGAACAGAUCAGAACUGGGCUCAGAAGCUGUACAGGCAACACGCCUCCAGCCCCCACUUUCAGAAACCUCGAAUGUCCAACUCUGCUUUCAUCAUCGUCCAUUUUGCUGAUAAGGUGAGUGACAGAGCAUGCAAAUUUGAGUGUUAUUAAUUUUUUUGAAAUAUA